This is a messenger RNA of Myotis davidii, 1653 nucleotides long. RefSeq names its product guanylate-binding protein 4-like. NCBI's taxonomy places the organism in Eukaryota, Metazoa, Chordata, Mammalia, Chiroptera, Vespertilionidae. The coding region runs from base 1 to 1611 and encodes 536 amino acids. The transcript is spliced from 10 exons. Gene Ontology annotation, biological process: defense response to protozoan; defense response to Gram-positive bacterium. The record is from RefSeq and is a predicted model, not a curated record. Gene Ontology annotation, molecular function: GTPase activity; GTP binding.
AUGGAUAAAGGUUUCCGUGUGGGCUCCACAGUGAGGUCAGAAACCAAGGGCAUCUGGAUGUGGUGUGUGGUCCACCCCUUUAAUCCCAACCACACUCUCGUCCUUCUGGAUACUGAGGGCCUGGGCGAUGUGGAAAAGGGUGACUCAAAAAAUGACUCGUGGCUCUUUGCCCUGGCUGUGCUUCUGAGCAGCAUGUUUGUCUACAACAGCAUGAGCAGCAUCAACCACCAGGCCCUGGAGCAGCUGCACUAUGUGACUGAACUAACAAAGUUAAUCAGAACAAAGUCCUCUCCCAUCUCUGCUGAAGUAGAUGACUCAGCCGAGUUUGUGAGCUUCUUCCCAGACUUUGUUUGGGUUGUACGGGAUUUCAUGCUGGAGCUGAAGUUAGAUGGACGCACCAUCACUGAAGAUGAGUACAUGGAGAAUGCCUUGAAGUUGGUUCCAGGCAACGAUCCCAAAAUCCAGAAGUCCAACAUGCCUAGAGAGAAUAUCAGGAUGUUCUUUCUAAGGCGAAAAUGCUUUGUCUUUGACCGGCCUACAACUGACAAAAAAUUAUUACACCGUAUGGAUGGGGUUUCAGAAAACCAACUAGAAUGCAGUUUCCAGGAGCAAUCCAAAAAUUUCUGUCAGUAUAUCUUUGCACAUGCAAAAACCAAGACCCUCAGAGAGGGAAUCAUUGUCACUGGAAAUCGGCUGGGGACUUUGGCAAAGGCAUAUGUGGAUGCCAUCAACAGUGGAGCAGUGCCUUGUUUGGAAACUGCAGUGAUAACUCUUGCUGAGCGUGAGAAUUCAGCAGCCAUGAAGAAGGCAGCCGACCACUACAGCGAGCAGAUGACCCAGAGAGUGAGCUUCCCCACAGACACUCUGCAGGAGCUGCUGGACCUGCAUGCAGCCUGUGAGAAGGAAGCCAUUUCAAUCUUCAUGGAGCACUCCUUCAAGGAUGACAAGUGCGAGUUCCAAAAGAAACUUAUGGGCACCAUCGAGAAAAAGAAGGAAGAUUUCUUGCUGCAGAAUGAAGAGGCAUCUGCCAAAUAUUGCCAGGCUCAGCUUAACCAGCUUUCAGAGCCACUGAUGGAAAAUAUUUUGAGAGGAACUUUCUCUGUGCCAGGAGGAUACAAUCUCUACGUAAAAGAAAUGGACAAGGUUGAACAUUCCUAUAACCUGAUAUCCAAGAAAGGAGUGAAGGCAAAGGAGGCACUCCAGAACUUCCUGCAGUCACAGACUCCAACCAAGGAAUCCAUUUUCCAGGCUGACAAAGCCAUCAGUGCUUGCGAGAAGGCUCUAGCAGCUGAGCAGGCCAACAAGCAGGCAGUGGAAAAGGAACAGCAGCUGGCAAGACAGAUACAAAAAAUGGAGGAUCAAGAAAAAAUCUCCCAGGAAAUCUUAGUCCAGGUGAAGAUGACAAAGACAGAAAUAGAAAGCCAACUGAAAAAUCAGGAAAGAAUGCUGAAGCAAAAUAUGGAGAAGUUGGAAGAAAUAAAUGAAAAGGUAAAUAAACUAACAGAAGAUUUAAAAAAACAUGAAAACAACUCUUCAAUAAUGUCAAAUUUAUCAACCCUGGCAAACCCUUCAGUAAUUACAGCACUACUUGAGCUCAUCAAAAGUGAUUAAACUCCUUUAAGGAACCUGGUGAGAAUUUUUCGUAAGUAUCUU